GUUCCAGACCGAGCUCUCCAGGCCCUGGCGUCAUCAUACUGCCUUUCCAUCUUUUUGUUCAGCACACAUUUCCCUCUCUCACUCGCUCAUUUCCUGCUCAACCAUCCCCUCUCUCCUUAGCUACCCUUUCACGCUCUCAGGGAGGGCCGACAAUGGCUGCCCUUCGCGGUCGCAGCGGUUGGCUGCUCUGCAGCAACCCUCGUCUUUCCCCCCAACCGACUGGCCCCCGAUCCUUCUCCACCACCCUCGCGCGUGCCUCGUACGACGACACGGUGCACAACCUGCGCAUAGGCAAGCACACGCGUGUCAUCUACCAAGGCUUCACCGGCCGCGUGGCAACGGGCAACGCCAAAGACUCCAUCGCGUACGGCACCAACAUUGUCGGCGGCGUUACGCCUGGCAAGGAAGGCGAGCAUCUCGGCCUCCCCUUGCUGCCCGAUUUGAGGAAAGCAAAGGAGCAGCUCAAGCCCGAUGCCACUGCCGUCUUCGUUGCUGCCCCGCAGUGCGGCAAGGCGAUUGAGGAGGCCAUUGAAGCCGAGAUCCCCUUGAUUGUGGCCGUGGCCGAGCAUAUUCCUCUCCAUGAUAUUAUGAGGGUGACAUCCAUCCUCAAGACCCAGUCCAAGUCUCGGCUCGUGGGCGCCAAUGCCCCCGGCAUCAUCGCUCCCAUCGGCUACUGUAGAAUUGGUUUCCAGCCCCUGCCCACUUUCAGACCCGGUCACAUCGGCAUCGUGGCCAAGUCCGGCACUCUCUCGUACGAGGCAGUGGCUUCCAUCUCGAGAGCCGAGCUUGGCCAGAGCUUGUGCAUUGGCAUGGGUGGUGACAUUGUCGCGGGCACCAACAUCGUCGAUGGUCUCAAGGUUUUCGAAGCUGAUCCGGAGACUCAUGGCAUGGUUAUCGUGGGCGAGGUUGGAGGGCGAGCAGAAGAAGAUGCCGCGGAGUGGAUCAAGGACUAUCACAGGCGAGAGAAGAAUCCCAAGCCCAUUGCUGCGUUGGUCGGUGGCAUGAAUGCCAAACCGGGCCGCAUCAUGGGACAUGCCGGAGCGUGGGCGGCGAGAGGCGAGCACUCUGCCGCGGAGAAGUACAAGAUCCUGCAAGACGCCGGAGCCACAAUGGUGGAUCACCCCGAGAACUUCGGAGCGGUGAUGAAGGAGAUUCUGGCGAAAAGCGGGCGGGACGUGAGCAAGAUCACGGGCAAUCCAGCGGACCAGAAGAGAGGGUAUCACACCAUGUCUCGACGAGGCAUGUCUUCCAGCUCUGCAGCGUUUCGCCCAACUCUGUCUACGCCCUCCCGACGACCGCAACACCAUCAACACCAGCGCGGCCUCGUCAUCCGCCCUUCGCAAGGCCACGCCAUUCUCGAACCCUACCUCGAGAACAUCAAAGGCCUAACCCUCUCCACCGACGAAGCACCCGCCGACGCCUUCUACGUCGGCAUCACCGUCGACCGCACCGAGCGCCAGCCCUGCAUCCGCACCUCCCCGACCACCGACGUCUCCACCUUCCGCGAAACGGCGAAACGCUUCCCCUACGACCAGCGCGAACUCCCCCCGGAUACCCUCAUCCAGUCCGCAGUCCAGCACAUCAACCCGCCCGCCGGCGCCGAACCGCUCGCAAACCUAAUCCGCUCGCUAGCCAAAAUGUACAAAGACAAAGAAGCGACGACGCUUAGCGGCAGCGUCACCAUCUCGCCCGACGGCAAAGUCACCCUGCACGCCAACAGCAUGAACCUCGCCUUCGACGACUCCGCCUUCCGCAGCGGCAAGCGGCAAGCCGAAAUCCACAACCUGCGCCGCAAAGACCGCGAGCAGCCGGAGGAAGUGGAGGCGGAGAAGGAUGGGAUCGUGUACGUGCGGAUGGACGAGCCGGACGCCAACAUCGGUACGCUGGUCAACGGCGCGGGGCUCGCGAUGAACACCGUCGACGCGCUGCGCCUGCACGGCGGCAAGGCGCUCAACUUCCUCGACACGGGCGGCAAGGCGACGUCGGAGACGGUGAAGAAGUCGUUUGAGCUGAUCCUGCGCGACGAGCGGGUCAAGGUGAUUUUUGUCAAUAUUUUUGGCGGCUUGACGGACGGCGGGAUGAUUGCUGAUGGGAUCUUGCUGGCGUUCAAGGAGGUCGAUAUGAAGAAUGUGCCGGUGGUGGUGCGGAUCCGCGGGACGAAUGAGGAGGUUGGGCAGAAGAAAAUUGCGGAGAGUGGGUUGGAUUUGGAGGCGUUUGACAAGUUUGACGAUGCGGCGAAGAGAGUGGUGGAGAUUGCGCGGGGUGGGAAGUGAGGAAGGUAGACUCGUUGGAUAUGCAUUUCUUGGUGCGUAAGGGAUUGUAACGGCACUGGAGACUUGGUGUUGUUGGCAUGUCCGUAGGUAUAUCAUCCAGAUAGAGACUUCUUGCAUAUGUAUCAUAACACUCAA
This is a messenger RNA of Neohortaea acidophila, 2408 nucleotides long. Its product is annotated as succinyl-CoA synthetase-like protein. Gene Ontology annotation, molecular function: succinate-CoA ligase (ADP-forming) activity; succinate-CoA ligase (GDP-forming) activity. The transcript is spliced from 2 exons. Lineage: Eukaryota; Fungi; Ascomycota; Dothideomycetes; Mycosphaerellales; Teratosphaeriaceae. The record is from RefSeq and is a predicted model, not a curated record. Gene Ontology annotation, cellular component: succinate-CoA ligase complex (ADP-forming); mitochondrion. Gene Ontology annotation, biological process: tricarboxylic acid cycle. The coding region runs from base 153 to 2273 and encodes 706 amino acids.